AUGCAGCUCCUAAUCGUCGUCUCCGCCGUGCUCUCACUGCUUGCAAAUGUCUCUAAUGCUUCUCAUGUCCCUCUCUUCAAACGUCAAAGUUCCAAUUACCCAGCCUUGGAUAUCCCCGGACCCACCCCGAAGCAGGAGUGGGUAGAUGCCUACCAGCGAGAAAAGGCGGCCGGUCGGAUUCCUAACAUUCAACCUUCAGUCAAAUUACCUUCUGGAGAUACCAAAUAUCCAGCGAACGUGAACCCCUUGGACCCAAGUGUCUGUAGUUGGACAGUGGGAUGUAUAAGUCCUACUGAUGUCAAUGAUGCUCCGGACGGGAUGAUGGGUAUCAGUUUUGACGAUGGGCCACAGGGAGGAACCGCUGAACUUCUGCAGUUCCUUGAGUCUGUGAACCAGACCGCAACCCAUUUCAUGAUUGGCAGUAGAAUCCUAAGUAACACUGAUGCGUUCAAAGCCACGGUCGCAAAAGGAGAUCAUAUAGCUGUUCAUACAUGGAGUCAUCCCCUGAUGACCACUUUAACUGAUCUCCAAGUUCUGGGUGAGAUUGGUUGGACUUUGCAAGUGAUCUUCAACGCGCUUGGUGCUUCCGACCACCCGAUCCAUAUCCCUGGUGUAUUGAAUGCUAGCGAGACUUUACAUGGGCUUCAGCAUAAUAUUGUCAACAAUGCUAGCCAAUAUGUCAAUCUUACUACGCCUUCAGGCUUGCCGAAUACCACCUCAGUUCUGUAUACCACCUCAGUGCUGAAUACUACCUCAGUGCUGAAUACUACCUCAGGAAUCAAAUCGACAACCACGAAUCUCACCAACCAUGCGCCAUCAGUAUUUGUCAACACUUCUGGCGCCGAUGCGGCACGCAAGACAAGCUGCGGGUUCUGGAGGACGAUUCCAUUAUUUUUUGUCCUGUUGAGUUUGUUAUAA
Molecule: messenger RNA, 918 nt
Organism: Melampsora larici-populina 98AG31
Lineage: Eukaryota; Fungi; Basidiomycota; Pucciniomycetes; Pucciniales; Melampsoraceae
Exons: 6
Coding region: 1-918 (305 amino acids)
Biological process (GO): carbohydrate metabolic process
Cellular component (GO): membrane
Molecular function (GO): chitin deacetylase activity
Source: RefSeq, a predicted model, not a curated record